This is a messenger RNA of Plutella xylostella (diamondback moth), 822 nucleotides long. It is a transcript of the gene Spase25, whose product is annotated as Signal peptidase complex subunit Spase25. Gene Ontology annotation, biological process: protein targeting to ER. Gene Ontology annotation, cellular component: membrane; signal peptidase complex. The record is from RefSeq and is a predicted model, not a curated record. NCBI's taxonomy places the organism in Eukaryota, Metazoa, Arthropoda, Insecta, Lepidoptera, Plutellidae.
CAAACGUCAACGUCAUACAAUGUCAACUUGACAAACUAAACAAAUUGUGAAAUUGUUGCAAAGUCGCCGCUACUAAAAAUUUAAAUAGCUAAAAAUACAGCUAGUAAAUCAUAAGAUUUAAUACCAAUAUGACUGAAACUAAAAAGACAGAGACACCAGAGGUGGUAAAAAUCAACAAAUGGGAUGGAGCUGCGGCCAAGAACGCUGUAGAUGAUGCCGUCAGAGAGGUCCUGACUGGUGACCUGAAGUGCAAGGAGAGCUUCGCGCUGAUUGACGGGCGCCUUUUCCUUUGUGCACUUGCAGUGGGUGUUGCUCUCUACGCACUGCUGUGGGACUAUCUCUACCCAUUCCCACAGUCCAGACUGGUGUUAGUGAUCUGCGUGUCCUCGUACUUCGUGCUGAUGGGGGUGCUGACGCUGUACACCACAUUCAAGGAGAAGGGCAUCUUUGUGGUAGCGCGCGAGACCGUUGCCGCCGGCACGCGUGUAUGGGAGGCCAGCUCUUAUGUUAAGAAACACGACGACAAAUACCACCUGGUCCUGGUCCUACGUGACACGAACGGCAAGUUUCGAGAAGCUUCCAUCAACAAGUCCUUCGCGAACUACAUCGACAGCUCCGGAGUGGUCGCUCAGGCCACUGUCACCAGCGAGAUCACAAGACUCUACAACUCACUGCUGUCAGAGAAGAAGGAGAAGUAGAGCUGUCUCGCUCUAACACACAGCCCAGAGGAUAAGGACGAAUCUCGUCUCUCGCUCUGGCGUAUAGCGUAAGCGUCUGUCGGAUGUAAUCUUCAUGUUUCGAAUAAAAGCGUGGUAUGACAGA